Molecule: messenger RNA, 2928 nt
Organism: Monodelphis domestica (gray short-tailed opossum)
Lineage: Eukaryota; Metazoa; Chordata; Mammalia; Didelphimorphia; Didelphidae
Gene: ATG4C
Product: autophagy related 4C cysteine peptidase
Biological process (GO): C-terminal protein lipidation; protein delipidation; mitophagy
Cellular component (GO): cytoplasm
Molecular function (GO): cysteine-type endopeptidase activity; protein-phosphatidylethanolamide deconjugating activity
Source: RefSeq, a predicted model, not a curated record
GUGUUGUUGGGAAAGCCGUUCUUCUUGGGAGCGGAGUGAGAGCGGGAGGGGCACGCCCUUCCGCCUACGGUGGCCCGGAAGGCAAAGGGGAAGAAUUUUCGCUCUUGGGAAAGCUGACCCAUAGGUGGCGGAGUGAGAACGGGAGGGGGGCGUGCCUUUGGUUUACGGUGGCCGAGAAGGCAAUGGAGAAAAGGGUUUGCUCUUGGGAAAGAGGCCUGUAGCGGGAGGGGCGGACCUCCUGUGCUUACGGUGGCCUGGAAGGCACUUCACGUGCGUCCUUUCUUCUGGGGAGAGAGCCAGGAAAGGCGGAGUGAGAGCAGGAGGGGGCGGGGCGAGGUCCGGGAGACGGAGAGAGGCCGGUAGGGGGCGGGCUCUCAUGCCUACGGUGGCCCGAAAGGCGGCGGGGGCUCGGGAUGGACGGACGCGCGGAGCAGACGGCGGCAGUAGGAGGAAACGCACCACCACAGAAGAGUGCAACCAAGGGAUGGCUUUCUCUCUAGUUGAACAUGGAGGCCUCAGGAUCGGAUGAAGUUGACAAGCUGAAAACUAAAUUCAUGUCAGCAUGGAACAACAUGAAAUACAGCUGGGUGUUGAAAACAAAGACAUAUUUCAGCAGAAAUUCACCAGUGUUAUUGCUGGGGAAAUGUUAUCAUUUCAAGUCUGAAGAAGAAAACGACCCGGCACCCGUCGGAUCGGGAUGGGCAGGAGAGAACGAGCACGUCGUCAUUUAUGGGAACGUAGAAGAAUUCCGGAGAGAUUUCAUUUCUAGAAUAUGGCUGACCUACAGAGAAGAGUUUCCCCAGAUCGAGGGCUCAGCAUUGACCACUGACUGCGGAUGGGGCUGCACAUUGAGGACUGGCCAGAUGCUACUGGCUCAAGGACUCAUUCUCCAUUUCCUUGGUAGAGCUUGGACCUGGCCAGAUGCACUAGACAUUGAAAACUCAGAUUCUGCAUCAUGGACUUCUCACACCGUAAAAAAACUCACAGCAUCGUUUGAGGCAUCCCUUACAGGAGAAAGAACACCCAAAGUCCCACCGUCCAUUCUGAAAGAACCACGCAGGACAGGCUCUGAAGAUGAAGAAGGCAGAAAUGAGCUCUGCCACAGGAAGAUCAUCUCAUGGUUCGGUGACUCCCCAUUGGCCUGCUUUGGCUUGCAUCAGCUAAUUGAAUAUGGGAAGAAGUCUGGGAAAACAGCUGGAGAUUGGUAUGGCCCAGCUGUUGUUGCACACAUUUUAAGAAAAGCUGUGGAAGAAGCCAGACACCCCGAUUUACAAGGAAUCACCAUUUACGUGGCUCAGGAUUGCACAGUUUACAAAGCGGAUGUCAUUGACAAGCAGGGCAUUUCUGCGGGCCUGGAGACUACUGAAGACAAAGCCAUUAUUCUGUUAGUUCCUGUUCGACUGGGAGGGGAGAGGACCAACAUGGACUACUUAGACUUUGUGAAGGGAAUUUUAAGCCUUGAAUAUUGUGUGGGCAUCAUUGGUGGAAAACCUAAGCAGUCAUAUUACUUUGCUGGAUUUCAAGAUGACAGUUUGAUAUACAUGGACCCUCAUUACUGCCAGUCUUUUGUAGAUGUCAGCAUAAAGGAUUUCCCUCUUGAGUCCUUUCAUUGUCCUUCUCCAAAAAAGAUGUCCUUCCGGAAAAUGGACCCGAGCUGCACCGUGGGGUUUUACUGCAGAAACGCCCAGGACUUUGAGCGCGCCUCCGAAGAGCUCACCCAGGUACUGAAGGCUUCCUCCAGAGAGAAAUAUCCAUUAUUUACUUUUGUCAAGGGCCAUGCCAGAGACUAUGAUUUUACCUCCACUCCAACCAACGAAGACGACCUUUUCUCAGAAGAUGAAAAGAAAAGAUUGAAAAGAUUUAGCACAGAAGAGUUUGUCUUGCUCUAAGGACAUUUUUCAUUAGAGUAUUAGUAGCAAUUCAGAACAUUUCUUUGAAAAUAAAAAAAGAAAAAAAGAGAAACCUGCAACACAGAAACGGAUCUAUUUUUGUAAAUAUUUUAGUGAUUUUUAAAACGUUCUUUCACAAAAGAGCAUUUGAAAAUAUACAUUGUCAAAGAUGUGUCUAUUUCUGAAAGCCGACUGAUUGAGAGAAUCUUUGUUGCUAAUAUAAAUCCGGCAGUCCUGGUGAAUGCUGAGUGGAUGGUGGAUGAUCUGUGUAUGUGUUUUCUGAAUGAAUCCCCCAUAUUCCAGUAAACCAUGGGCUGCCUGGGGGUUUUGUCUGGCACGUCUGUGAUCUUGGAGCUGAGGCCACUGCACACCGACCGCGAUCUACACUUGUCUUCCUGAUGGACAAGACUGGACGACUAGCCCCUGAUGUCUCCUGCCUUCCACUCCCCGUGUUAAUACAACCAGAGGCUCCAUCUAGGUCUACCUUGUUAAAUCUAAAUAGCAAUUAUUCAUUGUAACGGAUGUAAUUAUAUAGUCAGAAUUGUGCGUUAAGCUGCUCCUUAGCAAUAUGAUUUUAUAAUGGCUGCUCCUUAAGCUUAACAUGGAACCGUCUUAUGAGAAGUGACUAUGAAGUAUUGGCUUUCCCCCCAAUUUUUAAAGCGGAUGUUAUUAAUAGUAACUGCAGCCAAUCAGGCCAGAUAAAGGCAAUUAUUACAUGGGAACGAUGUUUGUUUCCUGUCUCAACCACGUCAUUUUAUUAAGACUCGACUUGUGCUGUGGCAUGAAAAUCUCAGCUGAAACCCUGGAGGGGGAAAGCCAGUAAAUAUCGUUGUUUGGGAGCUGUCCAUCCUGUGACCUCUGGGCUGUGACUGUAAAUCAGCCCAGGAAUGUUCAGUCACUGAGGCUAUCCUCGAGAUAAAUCUCCCUUAAGUAGUAGUAUGCUUGCACUAAGAGCAAAUUUGUGAUUUAAAAGUGCAAGAACUCGUAUGGAGCCAGGAUUGUAAAAUAAAUGCGUUAAUAAAGAUGUGAGAACAUUAAA